Molecule: messenger RNA, 2904 nt
Organism: Theileria equi strain WA
Lineage: Eukaryota; Apicomplexa; Aconoidasida; Piroplasmida; Theileriidae
Exons: 4
Coding region: 1-2904 (967 amino acids)
Source: RefSeq, a predicted model, not a curated record
AUGAAGCUUCGCAGCUUUUUUGUCGGUGGCGCUUCGGAUGCGCUCAAGAGGUCGAUUGGAAGGCCCAGAAGUUUCUCGGUGGACUUGAGGGCGAUGUCCAGGGCCGUAAACCGCGAGGUAAACUUUCUGGCGACGUCUACUUCGAAGCUUUCGGAUCUAAAGUACGUGGACGAGGCGCACAAGGACGACAGAAUCUACAAAAUGGCCGCGUCACACCUGGGAAUUGAGACUGACGAACUCUUCCACAUGGGACCCAUUCAAAAGGCCGGAAAACUCCCAAACCCGCGCAAGAACACAAGGCACGUGUACGAGGAAGGGAUGGGCUCGGUAGAUUUGGACAACGACAUCUGGCUGGGCUACUCCAGACUCUCGAGUUUCUUCACCGUCGAGUUGGAAGGAUCGAUUUUGGGCCCAGUAAACGAGCGUAUGCUGGACCACGGAUUUAGUGAGGUUUUAAGCCCGCGAAGGGAGCCGCCAAAGCGCAAGGAGAACCGGCAGAAACCCAUGGAAGGUCCCACCCAUUUAAAGGCUAAUAAAAGGACUCUCCGCAACGUCCUCGCGAUGGAAAGGAGAGGCGAUUCUGCAGGUGACUCGUAUGGUCAAGAUUCUAACGAUACUCUUGCCAAUCAUACUGCUCAGGAAGCGAGUUUAUCAAAAGAACCAGGGAAUGCAUCUGCAGACAUUUCCCUGUCUAGUGAGACAAGCGCAGACUCUCAAGCUACGAAUCCACCAAUUACACCUUACAGCGUCUUUUUAAGAUCCCUUGGUAGCUCUGGAAAGCGCUCAAUCUCCUCGGUUGGUGCAUCAUUGCUAAACAAGACGGGCGCCAUCUACAAUGAAAAAACAUUCCAACCACUCGAUGACUACACCAUCUUUGUAUAUCCCUACCGACGCGAUACAUCAAAACAUCUUGUGAAUACUCUGACCAGCUACAAGGACAUUUUGUCGCCCAUGGAUACUGAGAGUUUGAUUUAUUUAUCCGGGACCACUGGAAGUACUCGCCUCUUCCGCCUUGUAAAUCAGCUCUUAGCCCCGGAAAAAGAGACACACCUGAGGUCAAUUCACAGCGUAGAGGAUCAUGCAUGGCCAUGGAUGACCCCCUGUGAAGAGAAGAAGUUUGAACAUGCAAACAUGUUUUUGCUCUUGGAUGCGCUCAGCGCUUCAUCCAUCUCAAAGUAUACAUUUGAUAGGGAAACUGCAAUGUACGAACGUUUGCUGGAGGGUAUCACAUUUCUCAGCGAAAAGGUUAAGAAGAUUAGCAAAGAAGCUACACAUGAGGAUAAUGCAGAAAUGGCAGAAGCCGAGCGCUCUGCGGAUCACUCAGAUUCACAGGAGGCAGAUGGAAUUGUUGGAGCCCAGAAUGAGAUAGCGACUGCAAAUAGUCUGGACAAGGAGGAAAGCAUCGACUAUACUAAUCUCAAAAACCUGGAUACGUUCAUCCUACACAAGAUAGUGCGUAUUUUGAUACUAAAACGCAACUUUUCCCAAUUGAAUAACGACCACAUCCGGGUGUUUAGUGACUUCAUCUCUGAUAGACUGCACAGGCUACACCCAAAAUGCAUUGCAAACAUCGCCUUUACAAUUGGCCAUUCCCAAAACUUGGACGAAUUUUGGAUGUUUAUGAUGUCCAAACAUAUUGAAGGAACGAUUUUUGAGUAUGAUUGUGACGAUGUUACGGCUAUAGCUGACGCCUAUGCAUCAGCUGGCCUAGAGGAUUACACAUUUUACGAAGCGCUCUGCAAGAGGAUAAAACACGAUUUUGACAAAUACAACAUAUACCAUAUAUCAAUCCUUCUUAGGUCACUCGCCAAGGUUAGAUUUAGAGAUGAAGAGCUCUUGAACAUGUCCACAAGGGUAAUUAACGACUAUGCAGCAAUGGGAACUAGACAAUUUCCCAAAAUGAUACAUUACAUACACAAGAAAUUUUGGAAGAUCUUUUCACCAGGGGUAAAACCUUUGACCAAAGAUAACAGUGAAAAGAGUACAAGCUCUUGUGGGAACUCGGGCGAAUUAAAGACAAAAGCUCACAAGCCACAAGCAAGGAAGGAGAAUAAAGACUCGUUUUAUUUACCAACGAAUGCGAAUAACAUGUUGUACUAUAAGGAAACUUACUCGCUUGUUGGAGAUGAGCUAACAAGAGAUUCACGCAAGAGUAAUAUAGAGAUGAUAUUUUCCGACGAAUCUUGCGAGCAUGAAGAGAAUAAAACCGAGAGAAUGAAUCACGUAGACCCAUAUGUUAUCGCAACUACACUUAUUUCAGCACACGAUCUCAACUACACGGGUGAAAAUUUGGACAACUUUUGGAAGGUUAUAACAACCAAUGCAUCCAGGGCAAAAUUUGACGUUUACGCAAUUAAUUGGCUUCCAAUAACCGCCAUUACUUUUUUCAGUAAGGUGACGCUGAUGUAUUUUCUCCCAGUGUGGGUUAGUCACACAAAGCACACUCUCACAAAGAUGCGUUCAAAAUCGCAAAUUAUGACGCUAAAGCGGAGACAACUUUUGCUCAAAAUUUCCAUUGAAUCUGGGAUUAUUCCAAGAGAGUACAUCCCACAGUGUACUAUUGAGGAGAUUGAAGAAAUUUGCAAGGAAACAAUGAUGGAGGUGGGCGACGAGUACAAGCCGGAGAGUUCGACGUUUCACCUGGAGGUUUCUUCUUCCUUGAAGGCCUUGGAGAUUGUGCACCAGCGCGAGAUCAACACUUCGCCGUUUGUCAUGGACAUUAUCAUUCCUCCGACGAAUCUAAAGAAGAUAAAGUCGGAGCUUCAGAGCGACUUGGAGCGCACAUCAGACGACGUUCGCAGCGGACAGUCGCAGGACCUAGACGACGGUCCAAAAAAGUAUACGAGGCAUUCAGUCAACUUUAGGAAGCGUAAAAACGAGGUUUACGUCUACAAGGAUGGAUGA